Sorex araneus (European shrew) is the source of this 1752-nucleotide messenger RNA. It is a transcript of the gene ERAL1, whose product is annotated as Era like 12S mitochondrial rRNA chaperone 1. The coding region runs from base 27 to 1340 and encodes 437 amino acids. NCBI's taxonomy places the organism in Eukaryota, Metazoa, Chordata, Mammalia, Eulipotyphla, Soricidae. The transcript has 10 exons. Gene Ontology annotation, cellular component: mitochondrial matrix. Gene Ontology annotation, biological process: ribosomal small subunit assembly. Gene Ontology annotation, molecular function: ribosomal small subunit binding; GTP binding; rRNA binding. The record is from RefSeq and is a predicted model, not a curated record.
GCUUCCCAGAGUGCCUUGCGGCCGCGAUGGCGGCCCCCAGCCGAGGAGGGGCUCUGCUCCUGCGGACGGCGUUAGGGUGCAGGCAGCUGGGCCCCGACACCGCUAAGGAGUGGCUGGCCCGGCUCCCCACUCUUCGCCGCUGUCAGCGGAGAUGUGUGUCCCGUGGCACGGGUGCCGCUUUCUCCGGUCCCCACCUGCCAUCCGCAUGUCGCCGUUACGGCCAGAGCUCAGCCCUGGACCGCUUCCUUGGAAUUUCUCAACCCGACAGUUCUUUGGCUCCUCGCGUCCUUGCCGUGUCCGCCAACAGAGCUGAGCAGGAUCUCCUCUUGGUUCAUCCCCCUGACAUGCCUGAGAAUCCUCGGGUCCUCCGGGUUGUCCUCCUAGGGGCCCCAAAUGCUGGGAAGUCAACACUCUCCAACCAGCUGCUGGGCCGAAAAGUGUUUCCGGUGUCCAAGAAGGUGCAUACCACUCGCUGCCAAGCCCUGGGAGUCAUCACAGAGAAAGAUACCCAAGUGGUCCUCCUGGACACACCUGGCCUCAUCAGUCCCAUUAAGCAGAAAAGGCACCACCUGGAGCCCUCUUUGCUGGAAGACCCAUGGAAGAGCAUGGAAUCUGCUGAUCUGGUUGUGGUUCUUGUGGAUGUCUCAGACAAGUGGACUCGCAGCCAGCUCAGCCCCCAGCUGCUCCAGUGUUUGACCCAGUUUUCCCAAGUCCCCAGCAUCCUUGUCAUGAACAAGGUAGACUGCCUGAAGCAGAAGUCUGUCCUUCUGGAGCUCACAGCAGCCCUCACCAACGGUGUGGUCAAUGGCAAGAAGCUCCAGAUGAGACAAGCCUUCCGCUCACACUCGGGCACACACCGUCCCAGCCCGGUGAUGAAGAACCCAGCCCCAGAGUCUGAGGGGGGUCCUCAGAAGACUGGCUGGCCCCACUUCCGGGAGAUUUUCAUGCUGUCAGCCCUGAGCCAAGAGGAUGUGAAAACACUGAAGCAGUACCUUCUGUCUCAGGCCCGCCCAGGGCCCUGGGAGUUCCACAGUGGAGUCCUCACGAGCCAGAUGCCUCAAGAGAUCUGUGCCAACAUCAUCCGGGAGAAGCUUCUAGAACACCUGCCCCAAGAAGUGCCCUAUGGUGUGCAGCAGAGGACCAUGCUGUGGGAGGAAGGGCCUGCUGGGGAGCUGGUGAUCCUGCAGAAGCUUCUGGUGCCUAAAGAAUCGCAUGUGAGGCUCCUGAUCGGGGCCAAGGGACAGCUGAUCUCCCAGAUUGCACAGGAGGUGGCCCGGGACCUCACGGACCUCUUUCUCUGCGACGUUCAGCUGCGCCUCUCUGUGAAGCUACUCAAGUGAGCGCCCCCUACUGCCCUCCUGAGGGAUCCCAGCCCAGCCCCUGGCCUAGGAACCAGGAGACUGGGGAGUGCCACGAACUCUGCUGACUCCAGCUGGCCCUGCCUUGCCCAGUCUGCCAGCUCCUGGUGGAGGAAGGAGUGGACCUUAGCUCAGGCCCCAGAGCUCCCCCUUGGGGCUCCGCUGUGCGGGUCUGAGAACUUGGCUCUUUGAUUCCCCUCAAAGCGGGCCACCCUGCUUCCAGCUGGCAAGGGGCCCCAUUUCUCUUGCUCAGUUUCUCCACCUUGAAACCAUGUACGAACGACGAAAGAGUUCCAAGAGAGAUAAUGCCUCCAAGCUGCACCCCAAGCCCUUGCCCUCUUCCUUCCCCUCACUACCCCCAGCCCCAGAGGUGAAUAAAAUGAAAAGACCAACA